Messenger RNA from Salvia splendens (bonfire salvia), 1572 nucleotides. RefSeq names its product protein FAR1-RELATED SEQUENCE 5-like. The record is from RefSeq and is a predicted model, not a curated record. Lineage: Eukaryota; Viridiplantae; Streptophyta; Magnoliopsida; Lamiales; Lamiaceae. Bases 1 to 1572 code for a protein of 523 amino acids. The transcript is spliced from 3 exons.
AUGGAAGAAGUGGUUGUUGUACCUGAAUGUUCUCCCGAUCUGAAGUCUGUUGUAGGUCAGAAAUUCCAAUCCUUGGAAUUUGCUUUCGCUUGCUACGAGGUAUAUGCCCGCACUGUUGGAUUUGAUACGCGCAAACAAGCUAUGAGGAAGGUUGAUGAUGUUACGACGUGGUAUCAAGUUGUAUGCAAUAGGGAAGGAAGGAAGAAGGGUGAUGAAGAUGACCAUUUGAAUGCCCGUUCUGGUUUCACUAUCAAGCGUAGGAAGUUAUCUAAGCGGUGUGGUUGUACGGCUAGUAUAUCGUUCAGGUUUUUCUCGGAAGAUUGCUUGUCAGGUUACAUAAUUCUGGAGUUUAACGACAUUCAUAACCAUCACAUGGUUGAAACGAAACAUCAGCAAUUCAUGUCAAGUAAUCACAAGUUGGAUGAUGUACAUCAUAAAUUCAUCCUCGACUGUUCCAAGGCUAAUAUAGGACCCACGCUCACAUUUAAGGUAUUGAAGGAAAUUCUUGGUGGGUUUGACCUAGUUGGUUGCACUGUUGGGGAUAUCAGGAAUGCCUCACGGGACAUCAAAGCAUACGCACAAGGAUUAGAUGUACAAAUGGUGUUGGAUGAUAUGGCUAAGAAGAAGGAGAUGUCCAAGGCGUUCACCUAUCACUACGAAGUUAACGAAUCCGACCAGUUGGUUGCUCUGUUUUGGUGCGACGGUUUGAUGAAGCAGAAUUACCACAUGUUUGGUGAUAUUGAGUCCUUCGACUCCACAUACAACACAAACAUGUACUGUAUGAUCUUCACCCCUUUCACUGGAAAGGAUAAUCAUGGUAGUCCUGUGACAUUUGCGGCCGGAUUGGUGUGCAGUGAGAAAACGGGGGCAUUUGCUUGGUUGUUCAGACAUUUUGUAGAUUGUAUGGGUGUACCCCCCAGGAUGAUUGUGACCGAUCAAGAUUUGGGUAUGCGAUCAGCGAUUGAAGAGGUCCUAGUUGGCACACGUCACCGUUGGUGUAUGUGGCAUAUAAUGCAUAAGCUGGCUGUCAAGGUACCAAACAUAUUGUUGCGGGAUGGCGAUUUCAAAAAGGAAUUUAACGCUUGUGUUUGGUCGGACCUAGUUGAGCCUGACGAAUUUGAGGAGGAGUGGAAUAGAUUGGUCGAACAUCAUCAGCUAGAGGACAUCGACUGGUUCAACACAUUGUAUGCGUAUAGGAAGUACUGGAUACCGACGUAUUUCAGGGAUUUUCCUAUGGGAUCGAUGAUUAGGACUACGUCCAUAUCUGAAUCAGAGAACAGUUUCUACAAAAAUUUUCUGAAGCCCCGAGCUAACAUAGCCGAAUUCUACUUGAAUUUCAACCACGCCAUAGAAUUCCAGCGGAACAGUAGAACAACUUUGGACUACCACGAUGCCACUGCCAUACCCAUACUAGCAAUGACUCUGCCGUUCGAGAAACAUGCUUCCACGUUGUUUACCGAUAGUAUGUUCAAGAAAAUACAACAAGAAAUUGGGGAGGGUAAUGACAGAUGUCGUGUGCUGGGUUUUAUGUCCGGAGAAACGGUUGACACAUACAAGCUUGGCGAUAGCUAG